Molecule: messenger RNA, 1401 nt
Organism: Kluyveromyces marxianus DMKU3-1042
Lineage: Eukaryota; Fungi; Ascomycota; Saccharomycetes; Saccharomycetales; Saccharomycetaceae
Gene: MDJ1
Product: Mdj1p
Exons: 1
Coding region: 1-1401 (466 amino acids)
Biological process (GO): response to heat; protein refolding
Cellular component (GO): cytoplasm
Molecular function (GO): ATP binding; heat shock protein binding
Source: RefSeq, a predicted model, not a curated record
AUGUUUAGAAGAGCUUUAACACAAUACCCACGUCAAUUCCAUACGGCACGUCUUUUGAGACAGGAGUUCAAGGAUCCUUAUAAGGUUCUUGGAAUAAAUAAGAAUUCCAGCCAGUCCGAUAUCAAGAAGGCGUACUAUAAGCUGGCCAAGAAGUACCAUCCAGAUAUUAACAAAGAAGAGGACUCUCAAAAGAGGUUUCAUGAUUUGCAGAAUGCAUAUGAGAUCUUAAGCGAUGAGGAAAAGAGGAGGCAGUAUGAUCAGUUUGGUGCUGCUGCGUUCAGCCAGGGCGGUGGUGCUGGUGGUCCAGGCGGUGCCGGUGCUGGCUAUGGCGGAGGUCCCGGAGGAUUUGGAGGCGGAUUUGGAGGUUUCGAUUUCGGUGGAUUGAACUUCGAGGAUCUCUUUGGAAGUGCAUUUGGUGGAGGUGGGGCCCGUGGUGGACGUGGUGGUCCUGGUGGCUUUGGCGGUAGUGGAUUUGUGCGGGAGUACAAGGGUGAGAACAUUACGGUUCCGUUCCAGGUAUCGUUCAAGGAUGCGGUUUUCGGUAUGAAAAACGUUAAAUUGAACUAUAAGUGUUACGAUCCAUGUUCCACGUGUGAUGCUAGUGGUUUGAAACCAGGACACUCGAGAUCUACGUGUCCUACAUGCCACGGUUCUGGUACUCAAGUACACGUAAGAGCGGGCUUCCAGAUGGCAUCAACCUGUUCCACCUGUGACGGUGAAGGAUCUACCAUCAAUAACAGCGACAAGUGUACGUCGUGUCAUGGCCACGGGUACAAGUUGAACUCCGACAAGACCGUUACCGUUGACCUCCCUCACGGAUUGCAAGAUGGUGACACCAUUAGAGUGCCUAACCAGGGUCACUACCCUGGUAUGGCCCUCGACCCCGCAAUGAAGUCCCAAUUGCGUCUUUCAAGAGGUGAUUUGUUAGUCCGCAUCAGAGUCAAGAAGGAUACAAGAUUCCAGGUCUCCAAUAAUUAUGACAUCAUCUACACCCAAGAGAUUCCAAUCACGACGGCCGCUCUAGGUGGUAUCGUAGAGGUUCCAACUGUAGACGAGGACAAAAUUAGGCUAAAGGUAUCUUCGGGAACUCAACAUGAUCAAGUUAUCAGAAUCCCAAAUAAGGGUGUUCCUAGAGGUAACAGGGGUGACAGAGGUGAUAUGAUUGUGAAAUUCAAAGUGGUCAUCAAGAAGCCAAGGGACGAAACGGAACGUUACCUAUGGGAAACUUUAGCUCACUUGACCAACGAUACAACAGCAAGAAGAACAAUCACACCCAACUCUAACCAAGAAGGAUCAAAAUCUUCUGCUGCCGAUAAAGGGACUAUCGAACAAAACGAGAGUACCAUGAAGAAGUUAGAGCACUUCCUAUCUAAUGCGCUAAAGAAAAUUAAGGGCGAGUGA